UGAAAGGAAGAAAACAAAUGGACCCAAUAACAGCUCAUGGCCGCUCUCUUCCUCCUCCUUUCCUCACAAGAGAUCUUCGUCUAAAUCCCCACCAUCAAUUUCAACAUCAACACCAACAACAAAACUCUGAAGAUGAACAAAACCGUGGCCAGAAACGAGAUCGGGAAGAAACAGCCGCUACCACGACCGCUACUGCUACUACUGACAGGAGUGAAGGCAAAGAACUAGCCAUAGUCCCUGGAACAGAAGAUGAAAUCACACGAAGACCACGAGGCAGACCUGCGGGUUCCAAGAACAAGCCUAAGCCUCCGAUCAUCAUAACCCGUGAUAGUGCCAAUGCCCUCCGAUCCCAUGUUAUGGAGAUUGCCAACGGCUGUGAUAUUAUGGAGAGUGUUUCAACUUUUGCCAGGCGAAGACAAAGAGGGGUUUGCAUUUUGAGUGGGAGCGGAACUGUAACAAAUGUAACCUUAAGGCAACCUGGAGCUCCUGGUGCAGUUGUGACUUUACAAGGAAGAUUCGAAAUUUUAUCACUUUCUGGGUCAUUUUUACCUCCUCCAGCACCACCGGCUGCAUCGGCUUUGACCAUAUACUUAGCCGGCGGUCAAGGUCAAGUAGUUGGAGGAACCGUGGUGAGUCCACUUGUUGCUUCAGGUCCGGUGGUGAUUAUGGCAGCUUCUUUUGGUAAUGCGGCGUAUGAAAGGCUUCCAUUGGAGGAAGAGGAACAACCCGAGGCGCCGAUUCCUGGAAGUGGACCCUUAGGGUCACCAGGAAGCAUGGUUAGCCAUCAGCAGCAACAGCAACAGCAACUAUUGCAAGAUCCGAACGGAUCCUUUGUUCAAGGGCUGCCACCAAAUCUUCUAAAUUCAGUCCAGUUGCCAGCUGAGGCCUACUGGGGCACAGGUCGUCCCCCUUUUUAACAAAACAGAUAGUUCCGGUUUUUUUUUUUUUCUUUUUUUCUCCUUAAUUACCCCCUUUUCACCUCUCUUGUUAGUUUGACCUUUUGAUCACCUUUCAUUCUUCUUCUUUUAUAGGAUAGUUAAUGUUUUAAUUUAAGUCUUAAGGAUGUUGAUCAUGGGAUUCAUCUGGCUUUGAUUUGAAGAAGGAUGUACAAAUUUCAUGGAUUUCUCUGGUGGGUUUUUCUUCCUUUUUCUAUUAGGAGUAUUUUAUAAGAAUAACUUUUUUUUUUCAGUUGUCCUCAUUAUAGUAGCUUAACGAUGAAGAAGCACCAGAAGAUGGCAGUCAUUUCUUUCUCCAUC
This is a messenger RNA of Durio zibethinus, 1256 nucleotides long. RefSeq names its product AT-hook motif nuclear-localized protein 22 (gene AHL22). Gene Ontology annotation, molecular function: minor groove of adenine-thymine-rich DNA binding; DNA-binding transcription factor activity. Lineage: Eukaryota; Viridiplantae; Streptophyta; Magnoliopsida; Malvales; Malvaceae. Gene Ontology annotation, biological process: vegetative to reproductive phase transition of meristem. The record is from RefSeq and is a predicted model, not a curated record. Gene Ontology annotation, cellular component: nucleus.